CCCCCCCCCCCCCCCACCCCGUCUGCUUUCCUGUGCUCGCCCUCCUCCCACACCGCCCCCCUUCUCGCCGCAUCGCCAUCGGCCCCCUCCCAAUGAUCCACUUCCUGCUUGUCCAGAACCGCCAGGGCAAGACCCGUCUCGCCAAGUGGUAUGUCCCCUUCGAUGAUGCGGAGAAGAUCAAGCUGAAGAACGACGUGCAUCGCGUUGUCGCCGCCCGCGACAACAAGUACCAGUCCAACUUUGUUGAGUUCCGCACCCACAAGCUCGUGUACAAGCGCUACGCCGGGCUCUUCUUCUGCCUGUGUGUGGAUUCCGAGGACAACGUCCUCGCCUACCUGGAGGCCAUUCACCUCUUCGUUGAGACCCUGGACCAGUACUUCCAGAAUGUCUCGGAGCUGGACCUGAUCUUCUUCUUCCACAAGGUGUACCACAUCCUGGACGAGCUGAUCCUCAAUGGUGAGCUUUAUGAGACCCAGAAGCAGCUCAUCCUCACGCGCUUCCGGCAUCUGGAGACCCUGGAGUGAGUAUGGGCCCGGCAUUGCCAGCCCCCCCCCCCCC
Molecule: messenger RNA, 558 nt
Organism: Fonticula alba
Lineage: Eukaryota; Rotosphaerida; Fonticulaceae
Product: AP-2 complex subunit sigma
Exons: 3
Coding region: 93-524 (143 amino acids)
Biological process (GO): clathrin-dependent endocytosis; protein transport
Cellular component (GO): intracellular membrane-bounded organelle; AP-2 adaptor complex
Molecular function (GO): clathrin-cargo adaptor activity
Source: RefSeq, a predicted model, not a curated record